Arabidopsis thaliana (thale cress) is the source of this 1180-nucleotide messenger RNA. Its product is annotated as rRNA processing protein-like protein. Bases 113 to 994 code for a protein of 293 amino acids. The record is from RefSeq and is marked reviewed. NCBI's taxonomy places the organism in Eukaryota, Viridiplantae, Streptophyta, Magnoliopsida, Brassicales, Brassicaceae. Gene Ontology annotation, cellular component: nucleolus. The transcript is spliced from 2 exons.
AAAACUAAGUUUCUUCUUCUUCUUCCUUGCGCCGGCGGGUUCACUAUCUCUCUUCUCUCUCUCAAAAACCCUACUCAAGCACAAGCUUCUUCAAUCUUCUCCGUAAUCAACAAUGUCAUUGGAAGAGGAUAUAGUAUCAGAUGAUGAGAUGAACAUGAUUGAUGAGGAUGAUGCUACUGACUCCGAAGCGGAGUCUCUUUCGGAUUCGGAUACAGAGAACGAGAUCACCGAGAAAUUGGCUGAGCCUACGAAGACUGCGAUAUACAACAGAGAUGGGUUGCUUGAUAAGCUUCAAGAUAUUAGCUGGCCUGAAGAUGUUGAUUGGACUCAUAAGCUUACUGUUGAGAUUGACCAGGGAGGAGCUGUGGAUGUAAACGAUGACCUUGCGAGAGAGACGGCGUUCUACACUCAAGCGCUUGAAGGGACAAGAGAAGCGUUUGGUAAACUCAAUGAAAUGGGUGUGAAUUUUCUCAGGCCUGCGAAUUACUAUGCGGAGAUGGUGAAAUCGGAUGUUCAUAUGGAGAAAGUGAAGUCUCGGCUUUUGCAUGAGAAGAAACAGAUUGAGGAGUCUGAAGAGAGGAGGAAGGCUAGGGAUAAUAAGAGAAUGGCUAAGGAAGUACAGUCUCAGAAGAUGAAGGAACGUGCGAAGGAGAAGAAGGAUAACAUUGAGUCUGUGAAGAAGUGGAGGAAACAGAGGCAGCAGAGUGGGUUUAGUGAUAAAGCUGGUGAGCCUGAACUUGAUUUCGAAAGUGGAAAGAGUUUCCAGAGAGGAGGAGGUAAGAAAAGACCAGGUGUGUCUCCCGGAGAUCGAUCAGGAGGUAAAGGAAGGCCUACUUCGAGGAUGGGCAACAAGAAGAGGGAGUUUCGGGAUUCCAAGUUUGGUCAUGGUGGUAGGAAGGGUUUGAGCAAGCAGAACACAGCAGAGACGACAAACGAUUUCAAAGGCGGUUUCCGUGGUGGAAAAGCUAGCGGAAACAAGAGGCAGAAGAGGUAAAAGGUUUGAUUAUCUAAACCCACUUCAAAACUACUAUAAACUAUUUGUCUUCUUUGUUUUUUUUAAGAACAUGUAUUUUGUUUUGGAAACCCUGUGGUAAGGGUCUUAGAACCAAUACAAUUUUGUACUAGUGAUUACUUGAAUUAACAAAGUCCCUUGUUUGAAGUCUCAUAGUUAACACUUGAA